Messenger RNA from Stegodyphus dumicola, 713 nucleotides. Its product is annotated as astacin-like metalloprotease toxin 5. Gene Ontology annotation, molecular function: metalloendopeptidase activity; zinc ion binding. Lineage: Eukaryota; Metazoa; Arthropoda; Arachnida; Araneae; Eresidae. Gene Ontology annotation, biological process: proteolysis. The record is from RefSeq and is a predicted model, not a curated record.
AAACUCGCCUGGCAUUGCAGAAUCCAGAUCUCUUUCAAGGAGACAUUUUAGGAUUUGAACCUGGAGAUAGAAAUGUUGUUCCUUACGAGAGGCGAAGAUGGCCCAAUAAACGCAUUCCUUACGUUAUUGACAGAUCUCUGGAAAAACACACUAAAUUAAUUCUGAGUGCAAUGAAAAAUUAUGAGGAUAAUACGUGUCUCAGAUUUGUGCCCAGAACUACAGAAAUGAAUUACAUCAAGCUUUUCGAAGGAGAAGGGUGUUACUCGUACGUUGGUAUGAUCAAUCGUGGGUUGCAACCAUUGUCUCUCGGAGAAGGAUGCGAUUAUAAAGGAACUAUAGUGCAUGAGCUGGGACAUGCUAUCGGUUUCUUUCACGAGCAAAACAGAUCUGACAGAGAUGACUACCUCAUUAUCUUCUGGGAAAAUAUUGAACGAGGUAUGGAAACACAAUUCGCUCUUCUGAAACCCAGGCAAAAUUUGCUUCUGACACCUUUCGAUCAUGACUCCAUUAUGUUAUAUGGGAAUUAUGCUUUUUCGAAAGAUGACAAAUCUAUGACGAUGGUUGCAAAGAAUGGCAAAGAACUUUUGGAACCCUAUGAUAAAGAAGGCCUCACCAGAAGCGAUAUCAGACGUGUCAAGCUCAUGUACGAUUGUUGAUAUGCCCCGUUCUUAUAAAUAAGGAAAUAAAAUUCUUUUUUAGACUAUGUUUCUAAA